Molecule: messenger RNA, 2347 nt
Organism: Bursaphelenchus okinawaensis
Lineage: Eukaryota; Metazoa; Nematoda; Chromadorea; Rhabditida; Aphelenchoididae
Source: the annotation of a GenBank genome assembly
AUGAAGCUUGAAGAAGCAGCUUUAACAGCACUGGAGAUUUUUGAUACAACAACAAAUGGAACGGCCAAUGGAGGCCAAAGUUUAUAUGAAUAUCUCAACGAAUGCCGUACAUCUCUUGGAAAACGUCUUCUACGUAGGUCCUUUGUCUUUUUGUGUUAAAAUUUAGGAAAAUUUAAAGUUGUUUGAAACUAAGCUGUUGACUUGUUAUUUUAAAGAUAAGUAACAUGUUACUUUAGGUGAUUGGCUAUUAAAUCCAUCCGACGACUACGAUGAAAUCACUCGACGGCACGAUGUUGUUGAAAUCUUGUUUGACGAUGUGGAAGCUAGAGAGCAGCUUUACAACAACUAUUUACGGCAAUAUCCGGACGUUUGUGCUGUUUCGAAGAAACUGGAACAAAACUCAGCUAAUCUUGAAGAUGUCUACAAGAUUUACAGAGCUUUGAGGAUGAUCAGUCCUGUGGUCGAAUGUUUUGGUAAUUACAGCGACAAUGAAAGUGUUAUCAAGCUUGUUUCGGUAAAUCUUUGAUUCGAUUUUGUUGAGUUUAUAGGUUUUUUACAAUGAGAUUGUUAUACUUGGCAAAGCCUUUAAAUUAAUUUUAGUUUUAACAGAAGGUGAUAGGAUAGUAUAAUUUUACCAUAAAAUAUUGCAAUAAAAAUUUUAUUUUAGGAGCCGUUGCUUGUUUUAAAGGACAAAUUGAGUGGUUUAGAAGAGCAGAUUGAAAAGAAUGUUGAACAAGAUCCGAUUUCUCAGGUUUACAGAAUUAAGCCUGAAUCUGACGAUCGUCUACGACAAUUGAAUGAUCAGUUGGACAAGAUAAACAACCGAGCGGAGAAGAUUGCCAAUUCUUUGUCAGAAGAUAUUGAAAGUGAUGCUGUGAAGGUUGAGUGUAAUCCUACUGAUGGGUAUUGUAUGAAAGUGACCCUGAAGGUAGGCAAUGUAUAUUAUUUUGGAUUUAUUUUUUAUUUAGGACGAAAAGGAUAUUAGAAGUGCAAAUGUGACAAUUUUGGACACAAAAAAGAAUGGGAUCACUUUUAUCAAUAACAGAAUGGAAGCUUUGAACAAAGAGUUUCUCGAUGCCAUUAAAGAGUAUGAACAAGCCCAAACUGAUCUGACCGUUGAUAUCAUGAACAACACUGCUGGAAGUACAGCCGAAUUAGCCGAGCUUACUGAGGUUUUUGCUGUUAUCGAUGUACUUGUUGCUUUUGCCGUGGUUUCUAUUACUGCUGGUACUCCUUUUGUUCGCCCUGAAAUGCUGGAAAUGGGUAGGUAUCCUUUAGGUAGUUUGUAUAAUUAGAAUAACUUUUUUGGAUAAUAAUUUAAUAAAAUUAACACUAAUUUUAAAUUAUGUUACUUUAGGUUCUAACAUCUUUGAACUUCGUCAAUGCCGUCAUCCAGUGGUGGAAAAGAUGUUGAUGACCUCAUCUUUUAUUCCAAAUGACAUUGUUUUCACAGAAAACAAAAAGUUUAUGGUAUUGACUGGAGCCAAUAUGGGUGGCAAGUCUACGUACUUGAGAUCAGCUGCAACUACAGUACUUUUUGCUCACAUUGGAUGUUUUGUACCAUGUGAAUCAGCCAGAUUGUCAGUUUGUGAUGGAAUCUUUACGAGAGUUGGAGCUGGGGAUUGUCAGUUCAAAGCUGUUUCCACUUUUAUGUCAGAAAUGACAGAUUCUGCGACAAUUCUGGAUAACGCCACUUCGAAUUCAUUUAUCAUUAUUGAUGAACUGGGCAGAGGUACUACAACAUAUGAUGGGUUUGGGUUGGCAUGGGCUAUUGCUGAGUAAGUUGUUUUUUUUGGCACUAUGUAGGUAUAUUGUAUGCUGUAACAUACAAACAUGUGUAUUUUCAGGGAUAUUGUGACAAGAUUAGACAGUUUUUGCAUUUUUGCAACUCAUUUUCACGAAAUGGCUCACCUCUCAGUCCAAUAUCCGGACAAAGUCCUCAAUUUGAAAGCUGAUGUAGCUGAAGAAGAUGGUCAGAUUGUGCUUUUAUACCAGUUCUCUCCGGGUGUUACCGAAAGAUCAUUCGGUAUUACUAUUGCUAAGAUGGUCAAUUUCCCAGAAGAUGUUAUUCAGGUAAGAGAUUUUUGUUUUUUGGGGGGUUUUUAUGGCAGCAUUUGUGAUCAAGAAGGUACUAAAACAUCUGUAAGACCAAUCAAGGUUAAGAAAAUGCAUUUUUAUGGAAUUUUGAGGUUAAAAUGGUACUAAAAUGACAUUUUAGGAAGCCGAGAACACUUUACAACAAUUGGAAAAGUCGGACGAAGAGAAAGAAGCCAAGAAGUUGUUGUUGUCUUUGGGCAAUAUGAAUGUAGAACAAAUCAGAUUCACUCUCUCAAACCUCAAUGACUAA